GACCACGUCGCAUCCUACUAUUUAUCUGAUGGACGUUCUGACGAGCUCUAUGCAAAAAUGCAUAAUUUGUGUGGAGUUAUGUUUGCGUCUAUUCCGAAUUUUCAAGAUUUUUAUUCAGAGGAUAUUGAAAAUGGAAAAGCAUGUAUUCGAAUUUUAAAUGAAAUCAUUUGUGACUUUGAUUCAUUGAUGGAUGAACCGCAAUUCUCAACAGUGGAAAAAAUUAAAACGGUGGGCGCAACGUAUAUGGCAGCGGCUGGCCUGAACCCAAAACAUCAAUUGGAAAAAGGCGGAAAAGAGGAGGAUUGUGUUUGUGAUUUAGUAGAAUUCGCAAUGACUCUUUGUCAGAAACUUCAGGAAGUGAAUAAGGAUGCAUUUAACACAUUUCAAUUGCGAGUUGGCAUAAGUAGCGGAUCGUUAGUAAGCGGCGUUAUUGGUGCUCGUAAGCCCGUUUACGAUAUAUGGGGGAAUACGGUUAACGUAGCAUCUAGAAUGGAUUCAACGGGGGAGAAUUGGAAAAUUCAAGUACCUGAUUAUACCGCACAAAUGCUUAUAUCAAAAGGAUAUACUUGCGUUGGCAAGUACGAAGUACCCACCCACAAAUGGGAUUUUUUCAUAUCGCCACUAGCCUGGAAAGAUCAACUGAAGUCAACACUGGCCAAGAACUUCAAGAUGAAAGACUUGGGCACUGCAUCGAAUGUGUUGGGCAUACACAUUGACUACGAUUAUCGAAACGGUGUAAUCAAAUUGGAUCAACGAAAAUACACCGAGGCAAUUCUACGCAGAUUCAACAUGUGUGAUUGCGACACAGUCAAAUUGCCGAAAAGCCCAAGUGAGAGACUCACGAAAGAUAUGUCACCGACAACUGAAGAUGAAAUUCGCAAGAUGAGCAAUGUUCCCUACCAGGAAGCAGUGGGAAGUAUUUUGUGCUUGCAACAAUAUACACGGCCUGACAUUUCAUUCUGUGUCGCUGUAGUGAGCCAAUUCAACCAACAACCAG
Molecule: messenger RNA, 997 nt
Organism: Sitodiplosis mosellana (orange wheat blossom midge)
Lineage: Eukaryota; Metazoa; Arthropoda; Insecta; Diptera; Cecidomyiidae
Product: adenylyl cyclase 78C-like
Exons: 6
Biological process (GO): cAMP biosynthetic process; adenylate cyclase-activating G protein-coupled receptor signaling pathway; intracellular signal transduction
Molecular function (GO): adenylate cyclase activity
Source: RefSeq, a predicted model, not a curated record